CCCACUCAAAACAUUAAUGGCGACUGCAAGCAAUAUGGCAACCGAACAAACAGCAUUAACGGAAGAUUCCAAGGACGAUUCGGACGACGAAGAUAAAAACAACGUCGAUCUAGGAGUUGCUGGGUUACCUCAAGUUAACUUUUCGGAGUCAAAGAACGAAUUUGAGACUAUAAACUUGGAUGGCGAUGGCGACGAUGAGGAAGAAGCGGACCCAUCGGAUCGCGAUCUUUCGGACGACAAACGCAAGAAAAAAUAUCGUAAAAAGAAAAAACGAAGUCAGCCAUUAGAGGAUUCAUCUGAAAGCAGUUCAGAUGACGAUCGAAAGACCUGUAGAAAGAAAAAAGAGCCAGAAGUCAAUCCGGUAAACAAAAACUUAAAUCUUACCUAUUUACAAAUAAGUUAUUCAAAUUCCGAUCCAACGUCAAUUGAGCUUAAUUUUAAUUUCAAGUAUGUGGUUCGAGUGACAAGUGCUUGAUCUUAUUAAUUUCAAGCCUUUUUAGACGUCCAUUGUAACUGAAAAAACUUAUUUCAUGAGUUUUUGACACUUUGAUCCGUCCUAAAGGUUAAAUAAACAAGCUGGAAAGACUUUUUCGGAUAGUAAAGUGCUCAUGCUGAAAACUAUGGCCAAUAUGAGUUGUAGGCUUUGUAUAUUACCUGCCUGCAAAUUUGAUAAGGAUUUACGGUGGAUAUGGAAUCUGUUUUCUCGAAACAAUUUGUAAAACUUGCCUAGUGUAUCAAAAUGACACAUUAAACUGUGAAACUGCAAGAACAAGCUGAGAUCUCCCAAACCCAAGUGACACACAUAUGAUGACUUUUAUGACCGUCACAUCAGUACUUAGCAAGCAAGCGACUGUCAGGAUGUUUUGUUAACAAUUCAAUACUGUCUUAUACUGCAUAUGUGGUAUAUUCCUUUACCAGUGAAAGAGAUCCAAAGAAUUUUAGUGAUGUUAAAUUGCAGUUGUAGUUUAAUUUACUUUAUGAGUCAUUGUUCCUCUUACUGGUUGUCAGAGAAGAAAAUCAUUCAAUUUGACAACCAGUAAUGCUCAAAUUAAUAUAGUGUUUUAAAAGUGCAUACAAUAUUGUCUGUUUUUAUUUUUUAUAUUUUCUCAGUCUGAUCUCACCUGGACCCUCUGGUUGUGGUAUUAUGUAGUUGCUUUAUCAACUGGAGCACUGAAAGGUAUUGUUAAUUUUUAAACUUACUUUGUGUAUAAUUCAUGUUUUGACUUUUUAUUUAUGUACCCAAAGAUCCAGGACAGUUGGGUCUAGAUUGAAGCAUUUCCCAGCUCUCUCAUAUAUUUAGCAGCUAGUGAAAAUAUAUGGGAUGGGAGACAAUUCUUGAAGUGUCCUACAUCUCUGUUGCUAUAACUGACUGUGCUCCUUCAUACAUUGGAAUACAUUUUGUUUGACCGUUAUGUGCUUCUAAAUUUGAGUUUUUUUUGUAAAAGAAAAAACUUUUAUUAUUCACUAUCAUCAUUCUCUUGUACUCUUCAAUUUCAUGCGAUAAGUAUGCUAUUGGAGGAAAUCAUGUCAUUUAAUUCCUGGGUGCAGUGAUGACAGAACCACUAAAAGGGGUUUUUGUGAAUCAAGCUUUGCAAGACAACAUGUUGUACAUGUUGUGGCUCAAUUUUAUCCUUGGAUUAGAUUUCAUUUCCCUUUGUUGUUUGUUAUCUCUUGAUAGUACAGUAAAAACACUGCAGGCCAUCAAAUUCCCCGAGGCACCCAAUCCUCCCCACCAAGGGCUUGAGAUUGAUAACUGCAUUAAGGCCAAUUUGGACGGUACGAUUUUUGCUUACAACUGUUAUACACGACCAGCAUUCGUCAUGACUUCAUGACAGAUCGUGUCAUGUAAUUUAGACCCACAACAUUCAUACGACACAUUGUGCUUGGAUGUUGUAAGUAAAAAUUCUGCGUUUGUGGAUGGUCAAAAGUCGUGGCAUGUGCUACUCGCACAUGAUAGUCAUAAGCAAAUAUCGUACCGUCAAACUUGACUUUAAAAAGCAAUGCCAUGCAUGCCAAAAAGUGCUUGAAACUUUGUUUUAGUGGCAGAGUACCUGGGAGAGAAGCUAGCAGCAUUUUUUGGUAUUACAACUCCAAAAUAUCAAUAUGUAAUAGAUGAAUAUUACAGACUUAAACAACAGGUGAGUGCUACUUCUUUAAAAAAUCCUAAAAUUCUGCCCUUUAGCUUGAAGUGGUGACCCACCAAUGAAAUAGAAGAGAACUUAUGAGCACGUACUCUCCUGUGAUUCUUUUUAAUGCUAUUCAAGGUUGUUCCUUUGUUUGAGUCACACCUUGUAGAUUAAACCUGACAGGGUGACCAGUCACAUCAAAGUGAAUGCCACCAUUGAAGCAGUACAUGUUGAAUUACUAUUAAUUUAUAAAGUUACGUUCAGGUGGUUUUAAAUUCGGAGUCUGAGGGUAAAUCUUAACUGUGGCUAUUCAGCUCAUGGUUUUUUCUCUUUGUGGUAAUCUUUUUUUUUUCAAUUAAAAAUUCAGCAUGAAACCCAAGUCUGUGAACAACUGCAACACUUUUCAAUUAUUAAAAAUUAGUUUACUCACAUUAGAUGGAAAAUAAUUUUGAUAUUUAAGACUUGGAAACUUACCCUUGGUUUCAAAAAGAACGGACAAAAAGCAUCCUGUAGUUCUAACAUAAGAUGUGUGGUUUUCAGGAAAAAGAAGAAGAAGAAGCAGAGAAAAGAGAAAGGGAAUAUGUAGAGCGAAUGGCGGCUGAGAGGCUAGCUUCACUUGAAGGAGGCGAUAACUUAAAUCUCCACAUUGAUCAGGAGUUAAUGAAUGGCAAAGUACCAGAUCCAAGUGCAUCUGAAAAACCUUGAACUUUUGAGAAAAAUCCUUUGCGAGCUCUAGUGUAAUAAUGGUAAAGACAGGGUUGUCACUAAGAUUUCGAGUUGCCGGGUAAAUACAACGAGUAGGUGGCGAAUAAAAUAGCUAGGGGUUUCCUCUUGGUUCUAUUUUUCUUCUAUUUUCCUUUUAAAGUAGCUAGGGGUCACAUUCAUAGUAGCCAGGGGAAAUCCCCAGCCCCAGGGUCUUAAUGACAGCCCUGAAAGGCCAACUUAGAUUGAAGGAAUAGAACUUUACUACAGUAUUAUUGGUCAUAGACAUUUCAGUGCUGGACAAAAAUUUUCUAGCUGUACAUAGAGGCAAGCUGGACAACUUCAUUCCUUUAAACAAGCUUGUACAGGGUAGUGAAUAUCAACAAUAUUUAUGCACAGUCAAAGUUUUAGCGUUUUCUUUCCUAGUUUAAUUUUGGAAUUUAUCAGAAGUAAUUUUUAGAUUGGCUUUUGUAAGGUGCUCAAAUGACUUUCUCAUUUCAGAGCCAAAACUGGCUAUGUAAAGCAAAUUUAUAGUAGCCAAAGUUGAUUUGUUUACUUCUGUUAGUCUUUUUUAAUAGGAGCCUUGUUUACAUAAUUUAAAUUCAGUUUACGCUUGAAUUCUGAAAUUGAACUUGUUAUUAUGUGAGGGUCGAGAAGCAAUAUUCAAAAACAGGUUUUUUUUUAGAGGUGCCCAGGCACCUCAAAGUCAAAUAGAAAAAGUUGUUAACGCGGCGUUAUGGUCCCAGUUGUUCACAAGGUGGGUAAGUUUCUUUAUUAUAUAAACACCAAAUGAAAUACCAAGUGAACUUUCACGCGAAAAGUUAAUAUCUUCACAUGUGAAAAUAUCACGGUUGCUAUGGCUUCAUAAUAAACCGCACCUUUCAGACCAAAAAACUAUUUAAAUAAAAUGGUUUGGUAUUUCAUUGGUGUUUAUAUAAUAAAAUAAUAGAACAUAACAUCGUCGCUUGGAGAUACCAAAGUUCUCUUCGAGUGUUGAAAAAAAUAUUUCACUUGUUUGCUGCGCUCACUCGUGAAAUAUUUUUCAACACUCAAAGAGAAAUUUCGUAUCCCUGCGUGGCCAUGUAAUAUCGUCUGUAUCCAGUGAAUAGCGCAAUAAAUUUAUUAUUGGUGUCCCUAACACUUAUUCACUGGAUAGUGAGCGAUUUAUCCAGCGGAUAGCAUUAUCCAAUGUGUGCACAACUGUGACAUGAGUACCUGUUUUAAAAAGAAAUAUCAUUGCCAUUUUUGAUGUUUUUCAUAAUAUGGUAGUUCAAUAGAUUAAUCAGAACACUGAAAAUAUUGUGAAGAAAGAAAGCUGGUCUGCACAUGUAAAAACGUGAGUAAAUUUACACCCUUAAGUUAAGUUUCUAUUUCCUUAAAGGUAACAUAAGUUUAAUAUAAUAAUACCAAAGGUGACAUCACUUCCAGUUUGGCAUGUGAUGAAUGUAACGCAAAUAUUAGGCUAUUAAGUUUUGUCAGACUAUAUAUCGUGGUUUGAGCCAUUUGUGUUGAAUGUCUUGCAGAAUAAAUUAUUUUAACGAUACUUUUUGUAAGAUUAGUUUUAUGGUCACAAUAACAACAACACGAUUGGCCAGAUUCACAAAGAAUUGAAAGUUAGGAUAGUCUUAGGUAUAAUCUCAUAAUAAGUUUAAAAAACUGUACCAAUACAUUUUAAUCUUACCCACAGUUCUGGAGAAAAUGUUUAUUUCUUUAGCUGGAAUUUAGCAUGUU
This is a messenger RNA of Porites lobata, 4559 nucleotides long. Lineage: Eukaryota; Metazoa; Cnidaria; Anthozoa; Scleractinia; Poritidae. The record is from the annotation of a GenBank genome assembly.